AUGAAGUCCACCUUCUUCGGUGCUGCGCUGGCAACACUCGCUGCUGCGUGUGUCCGCGCCGCUCCCUCGCCCUCGGAUCCCUUCGACCUGCGUCAGUCCGACCUGGUCUACCCGAGGAUGAACCAUGGUGACGACCAACUCGAUGCCAGCGCCAAAGGCCAGUGCCGCAACUCGAACGGCAGCUCGCUCGCCGGCUACCAGCCGCCUCUUUACACCGAGCCUGUUCGUCCUCAGAUCCACUUUUCGCCCACGGUCAACUUCAUGAACGACCCGAACGGUCUCGUGUACAGCAACGGAACCUGGCAUCUCUUCUACCAGUACAACCCUACGCAGAACGUCGCCGGCAACCAGCACUGGGGCCAUGCCGUCUCGACCGACUUGUACCACUGGAAGAACCUGCCCAUCGCCAUUGCUCCCGAGAACGAGGGCGAGGGCAUCUUCAGCGGUAAUGCCGUCAUCGACUUUGAAAACACGACCGGCUUCUUUGACGAGUCGACCCCCAAGGAUCAGCGCAUCGUCGCCAUGUACACGCUCAACACCCCGACCUCGCAGACGCAGCACUUGGCCUACUCGUCCGACGGCAUUCACUUCACAAAGUACCCUCAAGCGGUCAUCUCGCGCAACCAGACCCAGUUCCGUGAUCCUAAAGCCUUCUGGGACGAAACUUCGAAGCAGUGGAUCGUCGCUUUGGCUCUCUCGCAGGAGUUUGCUAUCGUUUUUUACGCCUCACCCAACAUGAAGGAGUGGAAAGAAGUGGGACGUUUCCAGUCGUACGGCAUCCUGGGCUACCAGUACGAAUGCCCCGAUCUCUUCCAAGUGCCCAUCGAGGGCGGUCCUGAGGACGGCAAGAUGAAGUGGGUUCUGGCGAUCUCAAUCAACCCGGGUGCUCCCGUCGGAGGCUCGUUCGUUCAGUACUGGGUCGGCGACUGGGAUGGCUCCAACUUCCAUCCUCGCGACAAUGCCGUGAGGACCAUGGACUUCAGCAAGGACUUCUACGCCUUCAGCAGCUGGAGCAACAGCCCGGGCAAGAAGGCCUACGCCAUCGCAUGGGCCAACAACUGGCAGUACUCGCAGGUGGUCCCCACUUCGCCCUUCCGUUCGAUCCAGAGUCUGCCGCGCGAGCUGACGCUGAAAUACUAUCGCCCGACUCCGCAGUUUGGCGACUUGAUCCUCAACAACAAGCCGGCCAACCUGUCUGCGCUUGGAAGCAAGACGCUGUACAAGUCUGGAAGCGACCACAGCACGGGCAACAAGACGGUCGAGCUGACGGGCAAGGGCGCCUUCGACAUCACCGCCACAUUCAAGCUGCCGGCCGACGUCAAUAUCACGUACAACACCAUUGGCUCGUUUGAGAUCUUUGCUGGCGAUGGCAAGCAGAGCGUCAAGACCGGUAUCCAGAUGGGCGAGCCCACUUUUGCCUACAUUGACCGACGUGGUGCUGGCGAUUCGUUUGCCGCUCAAAACCCUUUCUUCACGGACAAGACGUCGGGCAUCGUGCGCUACGAGGCCAACUACACCGACAGCGAGUACGUGUACAGCUUCCUCAAGCCGUCCGAGUACCUCGACACGACGGGUAAGGACCAGUACAUCAAGCUGCAGGCCGUCGUCGAUAGGUCGGUGAUCGAGGUGUUUGUCAACGACGGCGAGCUUGCCGGCACUUCGGUGUUUUACUUUGACAACGACCAGAUCCCUGCCAAGGUGGCUGUUUCGAUUGGAGACAACAAGCUCGAGCUGGUCGACCUCGAGGUGAAGGCGCUCGACUCGAUCUGGAGCCAGUGCAAGAAGUGA
Molecule: messenger RNA, 1788 nt
Organism: Sporisorium graminicola
Lineage: Eukaryota; Fungi; Basidiomycota; Ustilaginomycetes; Ustilaginales; Ustilaginaceae
Exons: 1
Coding region: 1-1788 (595 amino acids)
Biological process (GO): sucrose catabolic process
Cellular component (GO): fungal-type vacuole
Molecular function (GO): sucrose alpha-glucosidase activity
Source: RefSeq, a predicted model, not a curated record